GCUGCUGUUGAUACAGAGAACUGCUGCUGUGGGUGAAAUAACGGUGUUAGUAGCCCAUUAGCAUUGGAUUGGAAAUGGCAAGCUAAUACCAGUUAUUUUCUCAGUUUACACCUCAGCGUCGUGUUUUAUGUAAAGCUUUCUAAAACCGUGUUAUACGUCUUUGGUUUGUCUCUACUGGGAGAAGUAACUGCUAAGUUUGUGUUAGGCUAGAAAAGGGCUUGCUAACACUGGUUAGCAGCUGAGGUCGGCGUCAUUAAAGCUCAGCUGUCGACUCUUCCCGCAGAAGAAGCCAGUUUCCGGAAUUGAAAGAAAGAUGCAGUGAUUACAUACGUGGCUUUCCCUCGUUUGAAUGUAAUAGCUUGGCUCGGUAACUUUUUAUACUCCCGAAAGGCUCGAGAUUGGAUUCGAGACGAUGAGCUAAGUUGAUGCCUGGAUUCAAAUCGGCGCACAUCAAACAACUGCAGAGGAGAUGAGUCAGCUUUGGUGGCGAGUCAAGCGGCUGUCAGAGAGGUUGGAGAAUGACUCUCCUAGUGGCCUCACCCUGGGGUCCCCAGCCACUACAGCCCCACAAGGAUCCAACACAUCAUGGGUGCCUAAAACCCCAGUGGUAACACCAGAUGAGCCAAUUUUCCUCAUGACCUCCACUGCCCAAACUAUAUCAGGGUUUUUUGUUUGGACAGCUCUUCUGAUCACAUGCCACCAGAUCUACAUGCACCUACGUUACUACAGCUCUCCAAAUGAGCAGCGGCACAUAGUUAGGAUCCUCUUCAUAGUUCCCAUCUAUGCCUUUGACUCCUGGCUCAGCCUGCUUUUCUUCACCAACGAGGAGUAUUACGUGUACUUCGACACAGUCCGAGACUGCUAUGAAGCCUUUGUCAUCUACAACUUCCUGAGUUUGUGUUACGAGUAUCUGGGAGGAGAGAGCGCCAUAAUGGCUGAAAUCAGAGGGAAACCCAUCGAGUCAAGCUGUAUGUAUGGGACAUGCUGUCUGUGGGGCAGGACCUACUCCAUUGGCUUCCUCAGGUUUUGCAAACAGGCAACUCUCCAGUUCUGCGUGGUAAAACCACUGAUGGCAGUGAUCACUGUCAUCCUUCAGGCCUUUGGGAAAUACAGAGAUGGAGACUUCAAUGUGGCUAGUGGCUACUUGUAUAUCACAAUUAUCUACAACAUCUCUGUGAGUCUGUCCCUCUACGCUCUCUUCCUCUUCUACUUUGCCACACGUGAGCUGCUCGUCCCGUAUAACCCAGUGCUCAAGUUCUUCAUGGUCAAGUCAGUCAUCUUUCUCUCCUUCUGGCAGGGGAUGUUGCUGGCCAUCCUGGAGAAGUGUGGCGCUAUCCCCCAGAUCAACUCUGCUGAUUUCUCUGUGGGGGAAGGAACAGUUGCUGCUGGCUACCAAAACUUCAUCAUCUGCAUUGAGAUGUUCUUUGCUGCUAUUGCUUUGCGCCAUGCUUUUACUUACAAAGUCUACAUGGACAAAAGGCUGGAUUCAUAUGGCUCAUUUCCUAUCUAUGGACAGUACGGUCGCUGUGCCCCAAUGAAGAGCAUUUCCAGCAGCCUGAAGGAGACGAUGAAUCCAGGAGACAUGGUCCAGGACGCCAUCCAUAACUUCUCCCCAGCUUAUCAGCAGUACACCCAGCAGUCCACGUUAGAGCGAAGUGGAGGGCCACCGCUCUCCCGCAGCCACAGUAACAUCAGCACCCGCGGGGACAACGAAAAGACCCUUCUACUCAGCUCUGAUGAUGAGUUCUGAGACUCAAACACACACUCAGAGGCUAACCCUUACUCCUGUAGCCCUUCUCAAGUUUUUAGCAGCCACGGAAGAAUCGGAUCUUUUUUUCCGACCUCAACAUGGAAGUUCAGGCUGUGGUUCUGGUUAUUUCACAUUUAGAUAACAGUGAAAGAUCAGAUUUAUGUCAUGGUUGCCAGAUUGCUGAAACCGAGGCAGGGCAGAGUCCUUUCUAAGGAAAAAGGAAAUGAUUGCUACAGCACGGAAAUGAGGAGCGUGAAAAGAAUGUAGAUGUUACAAAUAAAGUGAGGGAGGAGUGAGGUUGAUUCUUUAACUGUCCAAGCUGUUAUUUGUGUUGUUUUAGUUGUGAUUUUAGGCCAUCGCUGAAAGAAAUGCGAUUUUUGUAUUCACCCGUGGAAAAUGGAUUCGUACAGAUAACCGUGCCUGCAUUAUACCAUCUUAAUCCUGCACUAAUGACACUAUGGCAUUAAAAAAGUUAGAUAUGAGCUGGAGAAAAUAAGUGCCAUCUUCUUCUGAGACACAUGGCCUCUUUACUCUGAUUCAUAAUCAAUAUCAAUAUUCCUCCUCACCUCUCUGCUAGCGCUCUCGCUCUUUGUAAUUAUAUAUUGCCAAAUAGCACCCUUUGCUCCAAAUAACAAGACACUGUCUUAAAGUUUAGGUUUGUUGUUGUUUUUGUUUUUUUUCAAGUGGCCUUUGAAUUGCAGGGGUUAUUUUUCAUAUAUGACUUCAAUGACAAAUAAAUAUUUUAUCUAAAUGUUGUUUGAGCUCGAAGAUGUAUGUUAUUGUUAUCCUAGAAAUUUUAUGAGUUUACUGUGGAUGUCAUCAUUAUGUAAUGUAAUGGCAUUCCAGCUGUUGGCCAGACUCUAUAUUGUUUGCGGAGAAGCACGGUAACAGCUGUAGGAGAGAUUUUUAGCAUAGGCAGGAGGACUGACGGAAGGACAGCGCCCACACAGAUUACAGAUUACUGAUGGAGCAGCACUUUCCUGCACAGUCGGCCCAGCUGUGAUGCGCCCUGGAUUAUGAUCUCAUAAUUAAUGGCAUUACGUGCUGCACAGAUCGGCUCUGCCUCUGCUGGUGUCAUUCGUAAUGGCAUCACUAUGACAGCAGCGGCAAAUAAGUCACGUUGUUAGCCGCUACAGAUAGAGAAUGCGAAGAUAUGUUGGUGAAAACAAGGCUUUAAAUCAGAUUGAAAUCACAUUUGUACUUGAAUAUAUUGAGCAUUUUAAAAUUGGUGGUCAGUACAUGUACAGGAACUGUUUAAGUUAUGCAUUCAUAUUUUAUCCAAUUAUGUUUAAUAUGCAUUUACACAGUGGCUGGUAUAAAACUCGCAUGUGGUUUGUGGUUCUAAAUGUUUGAAUGGCAGAGCACAGCUGUAUAAAAGCUGAGAUUCUGUGUAUGAUGAGUGUAUAUCGAUUUAACAGACUGGAGUUAGUGACUGCGGGUCGACACAUAGUACAUCACAGCCCUACCUUUUGUGAGAAAAGGAGUCAAACCAGCCAAAGUGAUGUGUGCGUUUUCAGUUUAUGUCCUAAUGAGAAAAUCAUAUUCGGUCAAGAGAAGGUGGGUGAAAAUGUUUGGAUUCCAUCUGUGACCCACAGCCCAUCCAGCCGCCUCCUGCCCCAGUGACCGCAUCACUUGUGUAUCUUUCUACUAAACCUGCAUUGCUUCAGUUAAAAUCAAGGUCGAGUGUGUUUGUUCUGAGCGUUUCAUACUUGAGCAUUUUCUUCAAAACACUGUCAGAUCAUAGUUUUUCAAAGCUUAUUGUAUUUUAAUCCAGAAAAUACUUUAUCCAAAUGGAAGGAACACUGUAAAUAAAGUCAAACUUAGUGCUGCAAAAACCUUUAUGACGACGACUGGGACGCCAUUGCUUGGUAUAGUGCUCUGUUUGAAUAUAUUUGUGUUUUAAUGGUUUCAUUUCAUAUAUACUCCUGUUUUAUUUUAAAUUUUUUGUUGUAUGAUUUUUUUUUGUUUGUAUAUUGGUAAUAUUACAUGUUUUGAUGCUAUAUCGAUUUCUGUUGAUGUUUCAAAAAGAAAUA
Molecule: messenger RNA, 3783 nt
Organism: Pelmatolapia mariae (spotted tilapia)
Lineage: Eukaryota; Metazoa; Chordata; Actinopteri; Cichliformes; Cichlidae
Product: transmembrane protein 184B-like
Exons: 10
Coding region: 470-1750 (426 amino acids)
Biological process (GO): transport
Cellular component (GO): membrane
Molecular function (GO): transporter activity
Source: RefSeq, a predicted model, not a curated record